Messenger RNA from Pseudo-nitzschia multistriata, 1489 nucleotides. The record is from the annotation of a GenBank genome assembly. NCBI's taxonomy places the organism in Eukaryota, Bacillariophyta, Bacillariophyceae, Bacillariales, Bacillariaceae.
CCCACAGGUUUCCCACUCGGGUCGGUAUGUCAAAGAAAUCAACCAGCUCUGAUCAAACAUACUGUCUGUAUCAUGUGAGGCAAUAUACGGCUCUAACGUUAUUUUGAUUUUGCUCUAUUCCCUAUGAAUUUAUAAGUGCCGAUGUGGCCCUCGAUAUGGCCAAUGGCUCGAAGAGAAAGGCCGCCUUGAAGGUAAGAUUGUUUACACCUGUGGAUAAUUCAACAAAUAGUAAAACUUGAGUGAAACAAGUAAUCGACAAAAGCAAAUGAAGACUUAUAUUCUUUGUGUUAACAAUUUACCACUUAAUAACGAUACUUAACACCUCGAAUCAACGAAAACUAAUAGACUCUUGGAAAGGUCGCUGGAGUUGCCGGAUCCUUUGCCCUUGCCACUGCCGGUGCCCCUGGUGCUGCCCAUGCCGCCAAGAAGGCUGUCGAAGUUGUCGAAACUGUUGACAACACCAAAAAGAUUAUUGCUGGAGGAGCUGCUGUUAUCGGAGCUGGACUUGUUGGAAUGAAGGCCAUGGGAGGAAAUGCCCAGGACUUUUUGGAGGCCGAACCUUACUGGGACCAAUCGACUGUUCCUGUCAAUGUUUACAAGAACAAGGCUCCUUUCACUGGAAAGGUUGUUUCAACCAAGCGCAUUGUUGGCCCAAAGGCUACAGGGGAAACUUGCCACAUUAUCAUCGAUCACAAUGGAGACUUUCCUUACUGGGAAGGACAAUCCUGGGGUGUCAUCCCCCCUGGAACCCGAGAGAAGGACGGAAAACCCCACGCCGUCCGUCUUUACUCCAUUGCUUCCUCUCGUUAUGGUGAUGAUAUGACUGGAAAGACUGGAUCCUUGUGUGUGCGUCGCGCUACUUACUGGUGCCCAGAGCUUAAGGCCGAUGAUCCUGCCAAGAAGGGUAUCUGCUCCAACUUCCUUUGCGACACCAACCCCGGUGACGAAAUUACCAUGACCGGACCUGCUGGAAAGGUCAUGCUCAUGCCCGAGGAAGAUCCCAACACCGACUAUAUCAUGGUUGCCACCGGUACUGGUAUUGCUCCUUACCGUGGAUUCAUCCGUCGACUUUUUAAUGAAGACACCCCAGCUGCUCGCGCUUACAAGGGAGAAGCUUGGUUGUUCUUGGGAGUUGCCAACUCCGAUGCCCUUCUUUAUGACGACGAGUUCCAAGAGGCCAAGAGCCGAUUCCCCGACAACCUCCGAAUUGACUAUGCUCUUUCCCGUGAACAAACUAACGCCAAGGGAGGUAAGAUGUACAUUCAAGACAAGGUUGAGGAAUACGCCGACGAAGUUUUCACCAAGCUCGAGAACGGAGCCCACAUCUACUUCUGUGGUCUGAAGGGAAUGAUGCCAGGAAUCCAGGAUAUGCUGAAGGGAGUUGCUGAAAAGAAGGGCAUUGACUAUGAUGAAUGGUUGAAGAAAUUGAAGAAGGCCAAGCAAUGGCAUGUCGAAGUUUACUAAAUGUAGACGAAUCGAAAUUACUCCU